Chelonus insularis is the source of this 611-nucleotide messenger RNA. RefSeq names its product formin-like protein 14. The record is from RefSeq and is a predicted model, not a curated record. Bases 210 to 611 code for a protein of 133 amino acids. The transcript has 4 exons. Lineage: Eukaryota; Metazoa; Arthropoda; Insecta; Hymenoptera; Braconidae.
UCUCAUGAAGACUUAUGGUCGAUGCAGUAGGAUGUACGAUAAUCAACGGUAUUGUAUUAAGUGAUCAUCUGAGGCAUCCUGCGCGGAAAAACACGUGUAAAUUGAAGGGUGUAAACAUGUGUCCGUAAAACAAAUGAAAGCGAAUCAAUGAGAUUUAUCAAUAUUAGUUUUAACGUGGCCAUUAUCGCAAUAAGUUCGGAGAUACAAAGAUGGAUCGAGGGAUACAAAAUAUAUACGAUUUGAGAAAAGUGAUCCAAGAGGAGAUGAGGGCUUCAGAGGCCCGGCUGCAAAACCUCCGGGCCCAGCUAGAAUUUAUUGAUGAGCCGUUCCUGUUGGCUCCACCCCCGCCUCCUCCACCGCUGCCGCCAACACCACCAGCGCCAUCACCAAUGCCGCCAGCAACGGCACCACCGAUGCCGUCGGCACCAGCACCACCGAUACCGCCAGCACCGGCACGUCGCCAUCAAAAUGGCGGGCGAAAGCGAAACCAAUGGUUUCAGCAACGGCGAAAUUCCGGUCCACCGAGGAAUAAUGCCGAGCAGCGCGGCCGCGGCCACGGUCGUGGAAGAGGGCGAAGCUCGGGAUCGCUUGGGUACAGAGAGUGGGGGUAG